GAGUUGAUUAAUUAAUUUAUCAAUGGAAAAUAAAAGCUUAGUCCAAUUGAGGCGAGGGUUUUGAAUAGGGUUUAGGAAUUAGAGACACCGCCAAAAUCAUUUUCAUCUAAGUUCUUCAAUUUCAAACUUGUUUAUUCGAUUCCGGAAGAAACAAAACCAUGUGGUAUCUCUGCGUUUUCUUUCACAGAUAUUUGGAUUACAGAAAACCCGAAGUUGAAUCUUUAGCACAACUAUUUGGAGCUUUCAAAGACAACCAAAACGAUGUCGUUCAUCCCCAAUUGCAAUGGAAACUCCCUCUUCAUCACCACCCAGAUUCUCCUUUCCAUUUAGUUAAUCUCCCUUCUGAAGAAAUUGCUCGCAACAUUGCUAAUCGAAGUAUACUUGUGAAGGGAAUGUAUGAGCUAUGGGGUGAAGGGGGUAGCUAUGAGGAGUUGAAGGAAUCUAUAUUGAGUUAUCCAGAUGAGAGAAAAUUGCCAUACUUGGAUUCUAACAGCACUUUCAGGAUUACUGUUGAUACCUUUGGGAAGGUUAUUAGUCUACAGGAGCAAAAGGAACUCAUUCAAGGGUUCACAUAUAUCCCUUUCAAGGGAAAAGUAAAUUUGAGAAACCCGGAUCACAACUUCUGGCUAAUAGAAAUUGAUAAUAGUGAAGGUAAUAACGGUCUUCCUCCAGUUGUCCAAAAGACAAUGUUCUUUGGUCGUGAAGUUGGUGUUUCUGAUAGGAAGCUUAUACCGACAUACGAGUUGAAAAGCCGUACUUAUCUUGGGCCAACAGCCAUGGAUGCUGAGAUAGCUUUUCUAAUGGCCAACCAAGCACUGGCUACACCUGGUAAACUAGUUUAUGACCCUUUUGUUGGAACCGGAAGUAUUCUUGUUGCAGCAGCUCAUUUUGGAGCAAUGACCAUGGGUGCUGACAUUGACAUUAGGGUAGUACGUGAUGGACGUGGUCCUGACCGUAAUGUUUGGAGUAAUUUUAAGCAGUAUGGAUUGGAAAUGCCUGUUGGUCUUUUAAGGGCUGAUAACAACCUUCCUCCCUGGCGUCCUGGGCUGAAAGAGGUAUUUGAUGCGAUCAUAUGUGACCCUCCCUACGGAGUGCGAGCUGGGGGACGCAAAUCUGGUGGCAGGAAGCUACUUAAGGGGGCGGUGGAACCUUACAUAGUUCCCGACGACAAAAGGACAGAUCACAUACCAUCAACUGCACCUUACAGUUUAGUUGAGUGUGUACACGAUUUGCUUGAUCUUGCUGCCAAGAUGCUUGUAAUGGGUGGCAGACUCGUGUUUUUCUAUCCCAUAUUGAGAGAAGAAGACUCUCCACAUAAUCAUUUCCCGGAGCAUCCAUGUUUUAAACUGAUUUCUUCUUCUGAGCAGAUCCUCAGUUCACGAUAUUGCAGGGUAUUACUUACAAUGGUUAAGAUAAGUCCGUACACGGAGGAAAUACAUUUGGCAGCUAGGUUACAACACCUUGAGUUUAAGGAGAACCAUGUAAAGUGGUUAGAAGAAGGUAAUCUUCAUUCUGCAGUUUUUAGUCCAGCGGAUGCUCAGUUAAAGGAGGCAGGCGAUUACAAGAGUAAGGAUUCAAAACUUAAAUACAGAGGAAAAUACGUUUAGAUUUCACAAAGUAGAUGCUUAUGUCCCUUAACCAUUACUGUAGCCAGACGGUGUACGUUUCUAUGUCCAUGAGGAUGAUAACUUUUCACUAUACAGAGGCCAAUGUACCCAUAUGCCUCCCUCCUUUUUUCAAUUUAGUGAUAUUUUUGUUUAAUUUGUUAGAUGUAUCUUUUUAUUCUCUUGUAUUUAAUUUGAUGGGGUUGAUACAUUCCUAUUUUCCAUAGUUAUGCUAGCGUUUACUUCACUAGUAUAAUUUGACUGUCCUAUUUUGAUAAGCUCUGCCUCUCAAACAUUAAUUUGAUUACUCUGGUCAA
This is a messenger RNA of Trifolium pratense (red clover), 1921 nucleotides long. Its product is annotated as tRNA (guanine(10)-N2)-methyltransferase homolog. Gene Ontology annotation, biological process: methylation. The transcript is spliced from 6 exons. Gene Ontology annotation, cellular component: cytoplasm. Gene Ontology annotation, molecular function: nucleic acid binding. The coding region runs from base 159 to 1607 and encodes 482 amino acids. The record is from RefSeq and is a predicted model, not a curated record. NCBI's taxonomy places the organism in Eukaryota, Viridiplantae, Streptophyta, Magnoliopsida, Fabales, Fabaceae.